UAAACAGGAGAGGGGUGAACAUUGAGAAAUGUUCAGCUGGCUGAAAUACUUCAGGCGUGGUUUUAAAUGUUUUCCUUAUGCACUCUGGCGGUCUUUAGAUUUCAGAAACGAGCAGCAAAAAGUAGUCUGUGUUGUGGUUACUGCCUAAAACUCAACCAAAACAGCUUUAGGUGAUGAAGGAAAACUGUCAAAGAUGGCCACGCGCUGCAGCAAUAAUGAGGAAAACUUGAAGGAUAUUCAAAACAACACAGACUUAAAUAAGGAAGUGAGGGAUCCUACCACCGAGAUGCUGCUCCCACCAGAUGUGGUAUGUGAUUCCUGCAUCGACAGCCCUAACAAGGCCCUAAAAUCCUGCCUGACCUGUCUGGUUUCUUACUGCGAAGCCCAUCUCAGACCCCAUCUGGAAAACACGAAAUUUCAAAACCACCGGCUUGUGGAUCCUCUGCACGACAUCGACUGUCGGACUUGUGAGGUUCAUCAGCUUCCUCUCGAGCGCUUCUGUCUGAUGGACGGCUGCUGUUUGUGUCUGGAGUGUGAGAAGGAGCACGAGGGGCACACGACUGCAUCUGUGGGGGAGGCACGGACACAGAUUGAGACUGACAUGCAGAAUAAACAAGAAGAGAUCGGUCAGAGCUCCUCAGCAGCUGAGAAAGCAAUUGGAAAGCUCCAGGACAACACUGACUUAAUAAAGUCUUCAGUGCAGGAGGUUUGUGUUAUUGUUGAACAGCAGUUUUCCAGGCUGCAGACAACUGUGGAGGAGGCCAGGAAAGGGGUGAAGGAGGUCCUGGAGGGAGAGCAGAGACAGGCCCUGAGACAGGCUGAGGGCAUCCAGGCACAUUUGGAGCAGAAGAGAACAGAGCUGCAGAAAACUUUGGCUCAAAUGAAUAAACUCUCCAGGAGCAAGUCAGAUGUUGACUUCCUGCAGGAGUACUCAGAGUGGAAGAAAGGAGUGGCAGAUGUAUGUCUGCCUAGUCCCUGCAUCAACCGCAUGAACCAUCUAACUUCCUUUGUCCAAGUUGUGACAGAUACCACCAAGGAGCUGUGUGACCUGAUACUCUCGUCUUGCACAGAAAGGCUGAAAUGUAAAAGUGGUACUAAAUCCCUGAUGCAAGAAUCUGAACCUUCAGCAUUGCCUGAUCCCGAGACCCGAGAGGACUUUUUAAAAUACACAAGGAGUUUGACCUUUGACCCAGACACCACCCAUCAUUUUCUCCGUGCAACGGAUGGCAACAGAAAGCUGACCAACACCAGCCCCUGGCAGCACAGCUACCCAGAACACAUUGCUCGCUUUGAUUAUUGGCGUCAAGCAAUGACUUCGGACAGCCUUUACUUGGGGAGGCACUAUAUGGAAGCAGAGCUAAGUGGGGAGGGAGCACAUGUAGGAGUCACGUACAAGAGCAUCGAUCGGAAGGGAGAGCAAAGCACCAGCUGCAUCAGUGAGAACGACUUUUCCUGGUGCAUGGGAAGGAACAGCCGAGGCUUCUUUGCCUGGCAUACUGGUGUGGAGACGCCUUUGGGUGGCACUGAUAUCACAAGAAUUGGCUUGUAUGUAGAUUUUGAAAGGGGCUCUCUGUCUUUCUUUGAUGUAACAGGUCCUAUGCAGCUGCUACACAAGUACAUGGUUGAUUUUAUAGAGCCCUUAUAUGUUAUAGCCUGGCUGUCAAAGAAAGACAAUGUCAUUUAUCUUGUUUAAGCUAAAUGUUCAGCUGCCUUCACUGAAAGCUUGUUAAAGAGUAUAGAGUGCCUUAUAAAUGUUUAUUGAGGUUACAUAACAAGUUAUCUAAUUUUAUUGUUCAUAUGGAGGAUUUUUUCACAUACAUGUCAGUUAAGGUUACAUUUACUACCAUCUAGUGGCAACUCUGCAACAUGACUUAAAAGACCUGCGCAGCAGUAGGUGUGUUAGGAAUGUACUGCAGCUUUACUGCUCUUGAAUUUAAAACAGAUGGUGAAAAAAAAGUACACAAAUGUCUGCCAGCAUUUCUUUUAUUUGCCUUUCAUAUACACUUGCUGAAAAAAAAGCAAUAAAGCUUUAAGAGGAUUUUUUUUGUCUAUGAAGUGUCAGUAAAAUCAUCAAGUUAAUACCAUUAAGUCAUUUUUUUAAAGUAUUGACAUCUUAAAAGUUUACUUGUUCACCUUCAGGCAUUAAAAUCAGUUUCAUUAUCAUCAUAAACCGGAUUUACAAAGUGCACACCUGACUGAGUCAUGGAGAUUGAAUUUUUUGUUUCAGUCGCAUACAGUCCAGGAACUUUAGGCAUCAAGUUUGGCUUGUUAAAAAUUGGAUUAUCAUAACCGUGAUCAAUAGGCCCAUUGAGGUCUUCCUCAUCUCUGCUUCUCCUAAAGCUGCUCAGGGAUGGCAGGGAUGGCAGGGAUGGCAGCGAUGGCAGCGAUGAUGGCAUUUGAAUAACCCCUCUACGAAUCAGAAAGACCAAAGUGAUUAUGAUUGAAAUCCCAAUCAAAACUCCAAACACAGUUCCAACCACCAUCCCAGCACUGCCUCCAGUCUGAUCGCUGCUGUUCCCGGAGGAGGCUUGAAAUUCAGCCUCAGUGAUACCCAGGCUUGAGCCAUGAGAGCGUGCAUCCUUCAAUAUGUCCCUGGCCAGACCCUCUGACUGUGUUCCCUUCUCUCCAUCCACAAUAACCACCUGGAUUUCAGGUGAGGUACCAAAAGGGAUGAUCCCCAUCAACUGCUGUGACUUGAAGAUUUUAGACAUGCCCAGCUGAAUGGAUUUGUAUUUUGGCAAAACUAGAAAUAGGUGGUGGAUUCGUUGCCUGUAAGUUUGCAGGUUGAAACCAGUGGCAAAAUGGAUUGUGACAAUGGCACCACAAACUUCACAGCAGUGUCCGACAGGGAGGAGAGGCUUCUUACAGCCCAGAGAGGCACAUUGAACAGUGCUACAGAUACGCUUAUGGUUUACAGAAUUCCCACAGGCGCAGCCAGAAGGAUCUCCACACUCUUUGUUCCCAAUAGUGACAGCAGAGGACCCGUGAAACUGCAGCCGGCCUGAACGUGAGCUGAGAUAUUGGGUGAACUCAGAGGUGCUUUCAUACUUCUUCCCCAGCACAGACACAGAUUUGACAGGAACAGAAGACUGACUGGUGCUGGUGUCCACCCUGAAUGAAGAGCUGGCUUUAAAAACCACAUCGUCGUACUGGCAAGGGACACUCUCCUCGUGGACUGAGAACAAGACGUUUCCAUGCUGCAGGUCAUCCAGGGUUGCAGACCCCUGCCACAGAGCUGGGUUUAACCAUUGAAGAGACUCAGAAUCUUUGAACUUUGUCGUAACACCCGCUCCGCAGCCCGGAUCCUGUCCACUCACAACAUAAAAUCCAGCUCCUGAAUUCAGGAUGAACUCUCCAUCCACUGGCAGCCUCAUCUCCUGCACAGCAUGUGUGGUCUCCACAAACACGGACACUUUUCUCUGGACUAGAAACUGAACUAUGUCGUUGCCACAUGGAACAGAUUCUUUGUCCCAGUUGGUCUUGUUCUCAUAGUUGGUGUCAGGAAUCCACUGUUUGUACAGGGAAUCCGAUGUCCCGACAAGACAGAAGAGGAGAAGAAGCAUGUCUGUUGUUUUCAGCAUCCUGAAUGUUUGUGACGGGCUGAGAGAACAUUAGGUGAACUUUGUUUCUAACCUUGUGACUGACACAUGAGUGCACACCAAUAAACAGUGAGGUUGGUGAGCUCUGAACUACA
Gymnodraco acuticeps is the source of this 3694-nucleotide messenger RNA. RefSeq names its product tripartite motif-containing protein 16-like. Gene Ontology annotation, molecular function: zinc ion binding; protein binding. Bases 194 to 1693 code for a protein of 499 amino acids. The transcript has 6 exons. NCBI's taxonomy places the organism in Eukaryota, Metazoa, Chordata, Actinopteri, Perciformes, Bathydraconidae. The record is from RefSeq and is a predicted model, not a curated record.